AUGUUACGAUUUAAGAAUAGAAUAACAGGAGGAAGUAUGUUUUUCCGAAGCAUACCGUUUUUAUCAAAUAAUAUAAUGCAUUUUCAUCAUUCAAAUAAAGAAAAGAGCAUUAAUAAUAUAUAUACAAAAAAGAAGAUAACAAAAAAAAGAGAAAAAUUAUUAUGCAAUGUAAAACCAUUUAUAAAUGAUAAAUGUGAUAUUUCAGAAAAUAAUGUAAUAGCAUAUUAUUUAGGUAAACAUUUUAAUUUACAAAAUUUAAAGAAUUUAUAUGAAAGUGUAGGUGCACAAGUUAUAUAUAAAGAACCAUAUUUAUAUGUAGAAAGUUGUGAAUAUUUUAAUCAGCAAAAUAGUUCAAUUGUUAUAUUUAAAAAUGGUUGUAUAGUGUUUUGGAAUAUGAAUAAAAAAAAUAUAAUUUUUUUUUUAAAUUUUAGUAAAAUUCAUUUAAAUAUAAGCGAUGGAAAUACAUUAGUAGAGACAUAUGAUUUUGAAGAACUUGAAGUUCAAAAUGUUAAUAAUAAAAGUUAUGUAAAUAAUUCUAUUAUUUAUUUAACAUUAAAUAAUUAUCGAUGUACUGAUAAAAUAUCAUUUUCUUUUGGAUUGUUAAGUGCAGUAAGAUUAAAUAAUUUGGAAAAAAAAAUAGAAAAUAAAUUAUUAUUAGAAAAUAAUAAUAUUGAAAAUUUAAAACAAAAAAUAAAAUCAAGUAAUUUAGACUUAUUGUCUAAACAAUUAUUUUAUUCAAAAACUACUUUACAUAAUUUAAGAUACGAAUUAAAUAUUGAGCAAGAUAUAUUAGAUGUUCCUGAACCUUUAUGGGAAUAUGAAUAUCAAAAAAAAUUAUUUUUAAAUUUAUUAAAUAUAUUUGAUAUUAAACAAAGAGUUGAUUUAUUAAAUCAUAGGCUAACAUGGACCUUUGAUUAUUUAAACUCAUUUUUAGAUUACGUUAAUCAAAAACAUUCUUCACGACUUGAAAGGAUUAUUAUAAUUAUAAUAGGCUUAGAAUUGAUACUUGGAAUUAUGCAAAUGGCUCAAACAGUUGGUUUGUAG
This is a messenger RNA of Plasmodium yoelii, 1044 nucleotides long. RefSeq lists its product as uncharacterized. The record is from RefSeq and is a predicted model, not a curated record. The transcript has a single exon. Lineage: Eukaryota; Apicomplexa; Aconoidasida; Haemosporida; Plasmodiidae. The coding region runs from base 1 to 1044 and encodes 347 amino acids.